CAGCAGCAGCACCAGCGCACGGUUCACGCACACUGAAAACACAUUACCCGAAAUAUUCCGCCGGUGAACCUUGAGAGCGACCAUGGCGAGUCAGGGCGACUGCUGCGUGAAGGUUGCGUUGAGGAUUCGUCCUCAGAUGGCCAAAGAGAAGAUAGAAGGCUGCCACGUGUGCACGCUGGUCACACCUGGAGAGCCUCAAGUCCUCCUGGGAAAGGACAAAGCCUUCACCUAUGACUUUGUGUUUGACAUUGACUCAGAGCAGCACUGCAUCUACCAAACCUGCGUGUACAAGCUCAUUGAGGGCUGCUUCGAGGGCUACAACGCCACCGUGUUUGCUUACGGUCAGACUGGCUCUGGGAAGACAUACACCAUGGGGACGGGUUUCGAUGUAAACCUGAGCCCACAGGAGCAGGGCAUAAUCCCGCGGGCUGUUCAUCAGCUGUUUGAGGGAAUCCAGAACAGGAGGAUGCGUGCUCAGGAGGCCGGCGCCCAGCCCCCAGAGUUUAAAGUCAGCGCCCAGUUCCUGGAGUUGUACAAUGAAGAGAUCUUGGACUUGUUUGAUGGAGCCAGAGAUCCAGAGAGUCGCAGUAGGAAGUCCAACAUAAAGAUCCAUGAGGACGCCAGUGGCAGCAUCUACACCACUGGAGUCACUUCCAGACUGGUACACUCAGAGGAGGAGCUGCUGCAGUGCCUGAAGCUCGGCGCUCUGUCCCGCACCACUGCCAGCACCCAGAUGAACGCCCAAAGCUCCCGCUCGCACGCCAUCUUCACCAUCCACCUCUGUCAGAUGCGGGUCUGUCAGCAGCAAAUGGGGAGGGAGACUGAAGAGCUGAAUGGUGUGGAAUCUGGCCCGAUCGCCCAGCCAGAGUAUGAGACACUGAUGGCCAAGUUUCACUUUGUGGACCUGGCGGGCUCUGAGAGGCUCAAACGCACAGGGGCCACAGGAGACAGAGCCCGCGAGGGAAUCUCUAUUAACUGUGGGCUGGUAACUUGCUCUGGGAAUGUGAUCAGUGCUUUGGGGGAUCAGACCAAGAAGGGUGGACACGUCCCGUACCGAGACUCCAAACUUACCCGACUGCUUCAAGACUCACUGGGAGGAAACAGUCGUACAGUCAUGAUCGCCUGUGUCAGCCCGUCAGACCGGGACUUCAUGGAGACGCUGAACACACUGAAGUAUGCCAAUCGCGCCCGAAACAUCAAGAACAAGGUGGUGGUGAACCAAGACAAGACGAGCCAGCAGAUCAGCGCCCUGCGCGCUGAGAUAGCCCGACUUCAGAUGGAACUGAUGGAGUACAAGGCGGGAAAGCGUGUAGCCUGUGAGGAUGGUUCAGAGGGCUACAGUGACCUGUACCAAGAGAACACCAUGUUGCAGAGAGAAAGUGACACCCUGCGUCUCAGGGUCAAAGCCAUGCAGGAGACCAUCGACCACCUCAACUCCCGUGUAACGCAUCUGCUGGCCAAUGAGGUCAGCACCCUGCUCGCUAAGUCAAGUGAGGGCAACGAGGAGAUCGGGACUCUAAUUCAGAACUAUAUCCGAGAGGUUGAAGAACUUAGAACCAAACUCCUUGAGAGCGAGUCCAUGAACGAGUCAUUGCGACGACAGGUGGGCCGGCUCUCCUCCCGCUCCCCGUUCCCCAACCUCCACUCUCAGCCCCGCCCCUGGUCACCCCCCUGGCUCUUCGCCUGCCCCAUGUCCAUGGAAGCGGAGAUGACGGAUGUAUUACGCCGCGCCAAGCUGGACAUCGAGAGACUGAAGAAGAAAGAGAGGAGGCAGAGGAGGAUGAGGAGCAGGGAAAACGGGCAGAAUGGAGAGAUUGAUUCAGAUGAGAAUUACACUGAGGACAUCAUGUCUCCACUGCAGGAGGAGAGCGGAUGUGAUGAAGAUGAGGGGGAGGAUGAAGAGGAGGGCAGGGAAGAAGAGGAUGAGUUUGACAGUGAUGAGAGCUUGGUGGAUUCAGACUCAGACUCGGAUGAGAAAGCCAACUUCAGGCGGGACCUGGCAGACCUGACCUGUGAGAUUGAGAUCAAACAGAAGCUGAUAGACGAGCUGGAGAACAGCCAGCGGAGGCUGCUGAUGCUAAAGCUGCAGUAUGAGGAGAAGGCUAUCCUGCUGCAAAACAAGAUCAGAGACACACAGCUGGAGAGAGAACGCGUUGUGCAGAACCUCAUGACCAUGGAAAACUACACGGAGGAGAAGGCCAAACCGGAUCAAGCAGGAGUAUGAGAAAGUCUUAAGGAGAUGAACCGUGACUUCAAGCUGCAAGCGGCACAGAAGGAGCACGCAACGCCUCCUCAAAACCAGGGGAGGUACGAACGGGGAGCUGAAGAAGCUCAGGCUGCGGUCAACGAGAUGAAGAAGGCAAGGUGGUUGCUGAUGAAGCAGAUGAAGGAGGAGCAGCAGAGGAGGAGGAGUGAGGCAAAGAGAAACCGUGAGAUCGCCCAACUAAAGAAGGAGCAGCGCCGACAAGAGUACCAGAUCCGUGCGUUGGAGUCUCAGACGCAACAGGAGCUGGUGCUGCGCAGGAAGACUCAGGAGGUGACCGCCCUGCGGCGCCUGGCUAAACCUAUGUCAGAUCGAGUGGCUGGACGAUGGCCCGCUGGAAACCAGACUCCCUCAGUUACGGACUCUGGAGCUGAAUUAUCAGCCAGCACUACAGCAAGCAGCUCCGAGCCUGAGACUGUGAGGACUGUAAGCGGGUUGGUGCGGCAGUGGAACAACAAGAACAGUGUGUACGGAUACCUAGGAGAGAGCGAGGGGGGCAUGGAUGGAACAACGGGUCAUUGGUUGAUUUAUCCAUUCAUUUUUUGGCUUUCUCUGUCCAUUACCAGCAGUAGAAAGAAGUUGCAGCGUAAGCCAGCAGGCCUGGGCAACAGUGGAGCUGCAGGCAGAGCCAGCAGUAUUUCUAAGUCUGCACGUCAGAAGUGGCAAACCCUCGAGCGCCGUAUUACAGACAUUGUCAUGCAGAGAAUGACCAUCUCAAAUGUGGAAGCUGACAUGGAUCGCCUUAUCAAGAAGCGUGAAGAGCUGACCGCCCAGCAGGAAGCGCUCUCGCAUAAGAGAGAGGUACUGAUGGCAGAUGGGGAGGGACCAGAAGCUGAGGACCGCCUCCUUCAGGAAAUUAAUGAGGAUAUUGAGGUGCUGAACGCCAAUAUAGACUACAUCAAUGACAGCCUGUCUGACUGCCAGGCCACCAUUGUACAGAUAGAGGAAACCAAGGAUGAGCUGGACUCAGUGGACACCUCAGUGGUGAUCAGUUCUUGCUCCCUGGCUGAAGCACGCCACCUGCUGGACCACUUCUUGAAGGCUUCCAUAGACAAGAGUUUACAGGUGGCUCAGAAGGAGGCUCAAAUUAGACUGUUGGAGGGCCAGCUGAGACAGACGGAUGUGAUUGGCUCGUCCCACAAUCACAUGAUCCUUGAUGCCCUGCGAGAAAAGGCAGAGUGCAUUCCUGAGCUCCAGGCUCUCAUCCACAACGUGCAGCAGGAAAACGGUUACGCCAGCACAGAUGAGGAGCCCUCUGAGUUUAGCCAAGCCUCCGACAGCAGCGUAUCGCAGCUGAAAGAAUCCAACAGCCAAGAUGAUUUCAAAGUAAAAUUACAGCAGAUGGAGCCUCGUCUCUCAGCUCAAAUGAAGGCAGUGUCGGCAGAGUACCUCGGUCCCAUCCUGGACCCCUCAUCCGGCAGCAAACAGCAGUACAUCACCAAGUCUCUGGCUUCACUGACGGACAUCCAGGAGGAUCUGAGUCUUGCUCCAGGGAACCUUGGGCUCAGCUUGGCAUUAAGAGACUCCUACCACAGAGAUCGGGUAUCCCGCACCAUCAGCUUGCCUUUCAGGGGUCACACCAUUGUAAGCAGUCUCCGGGGUUAUGAUACUUCCCCUUUAACCAGAAGGAAAUCUUACGACCGUGCAUACAGGUACAUAUGGCUACACUACCACCCUCCUCCCCCUCCUCUGCGGACCAGGAACGACCGCAACGUGUUCUCGAGGCUCACCAGCAACCAAACUCAAGGUUCUGCUCUGGACAAGUCAGAUGACAGCGACUCCUCGCUCUCCGAGGUGCUCAGGGGUGUGAUCAAUCCCAUCGGGGGUGUGAAGGGGGGUCGAACUGCACCCCUGCAAUGUGUUUCGGUAGCCGAGGGCCACUCAAAGCCAGUACUGAGUGUGGAUGCCACAGAUGAGCUGCUGUUCACUGGAUCUAAAGAUCGUACCUGUAAGAUGUGGAACCUGGUAACAGGUCAGGAGAUCGUCACCCUCAAAGGCCACCCCAACAAUGUAGUGUCUGUCAAAUACUGUCCCUCCUCCUGCCUGGUGUUCUCCGUGUCCACCUCCUACAUCAAGGUGUGGGACAUCCGCGACUCUGCCAAGUGUGUCCGAACCCUCACCUCUUCGGGGCAGGUGGUUUCAGGUGAUGCGUGCGCCGGCACCACCACCCGCACAAUUACCUUUGCUCAGGGCGAGUGUCAGAUUAACCAGAUAGCUCUCAACCCAUCUGGAUCAGUACUCUACGCUGCUGCUGGAAACACUGUUCGCAUGUGGGACCUCAACAGGAUGCAAGCAAUGGGGAAGCUGACAGGCCACAUUGGCUCUGUCAUGUGUCUCACAGUGGGGCAGUCUCUGCUGGGCAAAGAUCAAGUAAUCACUGGCUCCAAAGACCAUUACGUCAAGGUGUUUGAUGUGGCAGAGGGAACUCUGGGGAACGUAGGUCCAGCUCAUAACUUUGAGCCUCCACAUUAUGAUGGCAUUGAAUGUUUGGCGGUGCAGGGAGACGUGCUGUUCAGUGGGUCGAGAGACAACGGCAUCAAGAAAUGGGAACUGGAGCAGCAGGAGCUCACACAGCAAAUCCCAAAUGCCCACAAGGACUGGGUGUGCGCUCUUGCAUACGUACCGGGCCGGCCCAUGCUGCUGAGCGGCUGCCGGGGCGGCAUGCUGAAGGUGUGGAACGUCGACAACUUCACUCCCAUAGGAGAGAUCAGAGGUCAUGACAGCCCCAUUAAUGCCAUAUGUACCAACUCAAGACAGAUCUUCACUGCUUCCAGUGACUGCAGAGUGAAGUUGUGGAACUAUGUGCCAGGCUUGACCCCAUGUCUUCCUCGGCGGGUCCUGGCCAUCAAGGGCCGAGCCACCAGCCUCCCAUGAUUGCCUGUUCUCUGCUCACCAAUCCUCC
Messenger RNA from Archocentrus centrarchus (flier cichlid), 5165 nucleotides. It is a transcript of the gene kif21b, whose product is annotated as kinesin family member 21B. Gene Ontology annotation, molecular function: microtubule binding; microtubule motor activity; ATP binding. Gene Ontology annotation, biological process: spindle elongation; mitotic spindle organization; microtubule-based movement. Gene Ontology annotation, cellular component: microtubule associated complex. Lineage: Eukaryota; Metazoa; Chordata; Actinopteri; Cichliformes; Cichlidae. The record is from RefSeq and is a predicted model, not a curated record.